ACGGUACUGCAUGUGCCGCUAGCCUACACGCACAAACAAACAUCAACAACGCGAGGAAACAUUACGUGCAGUGGUUAUAAGAUGCUUACAUGUGAAUUUUAAAUAGACAAAGUGACAGACACGAACACUAGGAUCGAGUGCAGUGUUUAUUAGCGCCCGAAGAUGCCGAAAAUCUUCUGGAUUAAGAAGCGGCUCCAUGAGCAGCAACUGGAGCUGCAGGAAGGCCAGGAGUUGCUCGCCAGCAAGACUGACCCGCUCUGUCCCGAUUCUCCGCUUGACGAUGGCCCCUUACCGCUCCUUUCGAAAAAGGAUAAAGAAAAGGAAUGCACUGAUGGUGACGUAUUUGGAGAAAACAAAGGCACUCAUGAAAAUCGCACAAAAGAAACUAGACGAUUUAUAUCAUCGAUUCUUGGAGGCGAUAUUCCCUACGGUCAUCGCUCACACGUUCUUACUCAAGCUGAAAGAAAACAGUACUUACCCGUUUUGGUAGAGGAGAUAAAACAGGAGGACAAACCUUUAGUAAAAGAAGAGAAAAAGUUAAUAGACAGUGAUCCUGUGGUACUUCCUCCGAGAAAUAGCCCAUCUCCAGAAUCAAAACCUUCACCUGGUAUUGACAACAAUGUUACAUGUCAGAAAGUGUCUGUUAUUCAAAGAACACCUUCCCAGUCGCAGUUUCGUGAUAACAAAAAGGAAGAUGUCACAAUUCCAACAACACUACCACCUCCAGAAACAGAACAAGAUCAGCCUAUUGAUUAUGUUAUUGCCAAAAAACGUGGCGAGACUGAAGACGAAGAAACAGAAAAGAAAAUAAGAGAGCAAAGAAGAACUAGCAGUUCUAAAAUUGCAAACGGAAUUUUAGCACGACCUGUUUUAGUGCUCAGAAAUUGCCCUGCUACCAAAGUCCCAGGAAUGUUAAAUGCCGCUGCCGGUCAUGGACGAUCGACAGGAAGCAGUAGUUCUGGUAGCGGUUCACAAAGCGGCACAGGAUCAGGCAGUUUUAGCUCGGGUAGUGGAGGUGCAGCUCCGUCUUCAGGAGGCGGUGGCGCUAUUGGAGGUGGAUCAGGAAGCGGUGGUAAUGGACGAGAUGGGCGAUCUAAUUAUGGACCUAACAGUCCACCUACUGGUAGCCUCCCACCUUUUUACGAAACACUCGGUCCAUCAACCAAAAACGGUCAAAAUUCAUUUAAUGCAAACAGCAACUUCUCUAAUGAAUUCAAUAUGAUUAACGGAUUCAACAUGGACUGUGAAAAUAACGAAAAUACAACAAAUUUUACGGAACAAAGCAAACAGUACUCGUUGAUGCAAAACGCUCCUUAUGGACUAGCACUAAAAGAUGAAGAAGUAGACUAUGAGAAUAAGUUAGAAAAUUUAGGUGCUAUUGGUAAUUACAGCAGUAAUUUCGACGAUCCGAUGGUUGUCGAAGACGUUAUUGACAAUUAUCAAUUUAACGCAACACUGACCUUCCCUGGGUCAAAUGAAGGCAUCUUAGGAAAUUUGUCGGAUUCCACUGAGGAUUUUGCCGAUCUGUUAAACAAUCCUGUAGAAUCCUUAACAGAUUCAGAAGUACGAGAAUCAUCAUCCAUAUCUCCGGACUCCGUUCAUAACGCUGUAGACAUAGAAGCAUUGGCUGAACAAGUACAUUUAAGUAGACAGUAUUAUGAAAAGGCUAACUAUCUAGCAUUUGCCAACCAAGAACAGAGUCCUUCCUAUAACUUUGCUAAAGAACGUCCUGAUUUAUUAAUGCAAUUAAAUCCUGCUCUUCUUCAACACAAUGAAGGACAAAUGCAACAGCUUCAAAUUCAUGUUCAGCUUCAACAAAGGCAACAGAUUCUGUCACCGGGCUUCCCCUUCUCUAGUCACCCACUGGACCUAGAUUCACCGACAGGAGUAUCACUUCCAUCGCCCGGUGGAAACAACUCGUUAGAUGGCAACAGUCAUAUGGAGAAUACUCCCAUCAGUCCUGCAGCUGCUGUAAGUCUGAAGAAAGGCUCUGUCACCGAUACAAAAAUUCAAAUUUUACAACAGAGGUUAGGACUACCAGCAGAGCUUCCUCUCGAAUUCAUCAAUGGCGGACAUGGUGUGAAAAAUCCUUUGGCGACUGAAGCUAACGCAAGACAAAGGGAAGAAGAAAAAAACAAACAAGUAUUAGUCAGUGAAGACGACCCAACAAAGUUUGUUUGCAGAGUUUGCUCGAAAAAUUUCAGCUUACAGAGGCUCUUAAACCGACAUAUGAAAUGCCACUCUGAUGUAAAACGAUACUUGUGCACAUUUUGCGGCAAAGGAUUUAAUGACACAUUCGACCUUAAAAGACACACAAGAACGCACACCGGAGUCAGACCGUAUAAAUGUAAUCUGUGCGAAAAAUCAUUUACCCAAAGAUGCUCACUGGAAUCACAUUGCUUAAAAGUGCACGGAGUCCAGCACACGUAUGCCUACAAAGAAAGAAGGACUAAGAUGUAUGUUUGUGAAGAAUGUGGACACACAACAUCGGAGCCUGAAGAGCACUAUAUGCACCUGAAGAAGCAACAUCCCUACUCUCCAGCACUGCUCAAAUUUUAUGACAAAAGACACUUCAAGUUCACGAAUGCUGCAUUCGCAAAUCAACUCCUGGGUCAGCUGCCCAUGCCAGUACACAAUUAAAGUAUUUUAAUUAUUUGAAUCAGGAGUCACAUGACUUUAUUCACCAUGGUAUAAAAUUAACUAAAACGUGAUAAAUCAAGAAAAUCAGAGAGCCUGUCUCAAUAAUUAGCUAGCUUUGGUGAAUAUUGAAAAUGUGAUUAGAUCAUCAAUGUAGCUGAUUCCAGUUAAACGAAUAAAAGUACAUAUUUGAAGUCAAAUCUAUACAUUCCGUCCACUUUUUUCUUUAAAUUCCAUGUACCAUCCACUGUGAUACUAAAUUCCCAGUGUUUAAUCAAAUGAAAUUGUUACAAGUGGAAACUUAUGUGAAAUUUUAUAGAAUCAAAAAAGUCUUCCAAUCUGAAUUUAUGUAGUUACAUUCCGUAAACAAAGACUUAACAAAUUAUAUUGACAAUAGAAUUUGUCAUAAAUAAAAUACCUUAAUUUUUUAAUAGUCAGCGUAAUAUUUCACUGGCCUAAAAUGUAGGCAUGACUGCAAAUUAAAAAAUCAAAGUAUCGGGUAUUAUGUGCAAUCUUUGGUGAUGGUGCGGGGUUUAUACUAAGCUAAUAAUUAAGUUAGACUAGUUUAAUGUAAACAUAGCUCAUGUCUCAUAAAAAUGUAAAUGUAAGUUUCAUUUCAAAACGGCAAUGUGAAUUGUAGAGAUUGUUAUUUCUUAAGCGGUAAAUAAAAAAGAGCGGUGCUAAAUAUCGUUGUGGAUGCUGAUUUGAAAUGAAACGUUUUUUAUGGAUCGGAUGACAUCUCUUGUCCGAUUCAUGAAGGAUAAUUUCAUCGAAGACUUUGAUGGUAUUCGUUCUACGAUAAAGAAUCUCUUUCCUCGUAUUAGUGAUAUUAGCUCCUAAUUUCUGAAAUGUUAACACAAAUCAUGUCACAAGUUUUCUAUUUUGUACCUACCCGUAAAAUGUUAUGUUUGUUUUUGUUUGUAAGUAUUAAUUAUAAUUGAUAUCAAAAUUUUUUUUAAAGUGAGAACCGAUAACGGCUCCGCGUAAUGUCGUACCAAGUCUUAAUGCAUUUCUAGAUUAUAUAUUAUUUAAAGUAAACUAUUGAUUGGACUGUGCUGUGAGUGUAUGAGUAUGAUAGAGAUGUGUAUAAAUGUGUUAUUUAAUGUAUCGAUUGUUAAAUUAAUUAUUGUAAUGCAUCGAGUGAAUUUUUAAUGGAGAGCUUCCAAAUUAAUGAAGGGUUAAGCUAAUGCUCAAUUGUAUUUGCGCUUUCACAGCGAAGCUUGUGUUUAAAAUUGUCGUGUACUUAAAUUUGUAAAUAUGUCUAAAUUUAGAAUAAAGUAGGAAAAUUUUAAAGAUUAAAAACCUAAUGUUACUUUUAGAUGUACCUUUCCAGGAGAUAUGAGAUUGUUUUAUGUAAAAGUACGUAAUAUAUAAUUAUAUUGUACAAUUCGCUAAGAUAUUAAAUAAUAAAUCGGAAAUUUUCAAUCGGCUUAACGUUGGUGAGCUUGGAGACUAGGUAUUAUUGUGAUAGCGCAAUGCCUCGUAAUAAUAAACUUGUAUGUUGCAUUUAAUAGCAUUUCGAUCCAUUUCCAAACUGUAGUUUCGUAUUUUAGAAACAAACAUUUUGUUAUUUGUAUUGAUAAGCAAUAUAUCACAA
Molecule: messenger RNA, 4234 nt
Organism: Bombyx mandarina (wild silkworm)
Lineage: Eukaryota; Metazoa; Arthropoda; Insecta; Lepidoptera; Bombycidae
Gene: ovo
Product: protein ovo
Biological process (GO): epidermal cell differentiation; regulation of transcription by RNA polymerase II
Cellular component (GO): nucleus
Molecular function (GO): RNA polymerase II cis-regulatory region sequence-specific DNA binding; DNA-binding transcription factor activity, RNA polymerase II-specific
Source: RefSeq, a predicted model, not a curated record